AUGACUGGGAAGAUUUUUGUCGUUACUGGAGCUAACAAAGGAAUUGGUUAUGGAAUUGUUCGUGGGUUGGCUCAGCAAUUAAAUGGGGCUAUAAUUUAUUUGACUGCCAGAAAUCCACAACUCGGAGUUGCGGCACUCCAAAAUUUAGAAAAAGAAUUGGGUGACAAAAAGAAAAGUCAAGUUAUCUUCCAUCAAUUGGAUAUAACAGACGAGAAUAGUUGCCAAAAAUUGGCUCAACAUUUGAAAGAAAAACAUGAUGGUUUAGAUGUUUUGAUAAAUAAUGCUGGCUUUGCUUUUAAACAAAAUGCUACAGAACAUCCGAGUAUUCAGGCAGAUAUAACUAUCGGAAUUAAUUAUUAUGGAACUAAAAAUAUUUGUAAUGCUUUAAUUCCUCUGAUUCGAAAAGGGGGGAGGUAAUAAAAAAUUAUUUUAAAUUUUGGUUUAGGGAAAAAUUUUUUGAAAGAAUAAUAGGAAUAAAUUCGCUAUGUUACAAAGCAAUAAAAAUUAUAGAGCACAGCAUGUUUGCGUCCCAAAGAAAUUCCGGAUAUCUCGAGAUAUCUAUAUCGAAGGUUCUGAUAUCUUAGCUUUUCGUUACUGAUACACGAAACCCGCCAACCUUGGUAUGCAAAACCCGGAAUAAUAUAACGCAAAAUAAUAAUGGUACUAUAAAUUAAAUUAAAAAAAUUAAUAUUAUUGUUCCUUAACAUAGCAAUUUACAUAAAAGUUUAAUAUUGUCUUUUUAUGGCAAUUUGGAAUGAAUUUGAGUUUGGGCUGGAAAAUCUCCGAAUUUAAUAUCCGCAGAUUAACUUUGCAUUAUGGUAGUGAAGGAUGUUCGGUGAGAGUUGGGGGCCUAAUAAUAAUCAUUUUAAGAUAACGAUUAUUAUCAUUAUCGUGGAGUUCACCCUUUCUAAUGUAAAUAUUUAGAGUCGUUAAUGUU
Messenger RNA from Meloidogyne enterolobii, 937 nucleotides. Lineage: Eukaryota; Metazoa; Nematoda; Chromadorea; Rhabditida; Meloidogynidae. The record is from the annotation of a GenBank genome assembly.